AUGCCCGGGGACGAUAUACCGGUUGAGAAUGCUGAGACGGCGCCGGCCGAGAAAGAACCAGACAAUUCGUCGAAGCUGCGGACGUUGAUGGGCCUGCUGCGCAGGUUCGUUGGCGUGGCGGAUCUUGCGUCCGUCCGAUUCUCGCUUCCGGCACACCUUCUCGAACCCACCCCGAACUUAGAGUACUGGACAUACUUGGAUCGACCGGAGACGUUUAUUGCUAUUGGAGAUUCAAAUGAACCGCUAGAACGCAUGCUCGCCGCAUUGCGGUUCUGGUUCACCAAAGACCUGAAAUAUGUCAAAGGCAAACCCGUCAAACCAUACAAUUCCACACUAGGCGAAUUCUUCCGAUGCAACUGGGAAGUUGACGAGCUCGUCCCACCCGUCCUCCAAGCCGCCGCCCCCUCCCGCGGCUGUAGCAUUGCGAGCACCAACUCGACCCGCAAACCCGAGAAGCCCAUCCGCGUCUCCUUCCUGACCGAGCAGACCUCCCACCAUCCCCCGGUAUCCGCGUUCUACAUCGAGUGUCCCGAAAAGGGGAUCGUGGCGAAUGGAUACGAUCAGAUUAGCGCGAAGUUCACGGGGACGAGCGUGAAGGUGAUGCCGGGGGACCAUAAUUACGGGAUCUUCAUCACGUUGAAGAACCAUGGUGACGAGCAGUAUCAGUUGACGCAUCCGGCGGCGCAUUUGGGAGGGUUGUUACGAGGGACCUUGACCAUCAGCGUCGCGGACACCUGCUAUAUCACCUGCGCGAAGACGAAGAUCAAGACGAUCCUGCAAUACUUGGAAGAAGGCUGGCUGGGGCGGACGCAAAACAAAGUGGAGGGCGUGAUCUUCAAGUACGAUCCGGACAACGACGACAAGACGCGGGUGAAGGACGUGUCCGAGAAAGACGUCCUCGGACGCAUCGAGGGUUCCUGGACCGACAAAGUGUACUUCACCCUCGGCACGCAAUCAUUCGCCAAAUCAUCCGAAAAACACCUCCUCACCGACCUCGCCCCCCUCUUCCCCGCCCCCAAAUCCGUUCCCCCCCUCCCCUCCCAACUCUCCAACGAAUCCCGCCGCUUUUGGUCCUCCGUGACCAGCGCCCUCCUCAACAAGCAGUACGCACUCGCUACGAAACACAAGCACGAGAUCGAAGACCGGCAGCGCGCCAAGGCGGCCGAGCGGAAGGAGUCGGGGAGGGAGUGGACGCCGCGGUUCUUUACGGGGGCGGUGACGCCGGUGGGGAGGCCGGAGUUGACGGGAGAGGGGAAGAGGGCGGUCGAGGGGUUGGUGAGAGGGGAGUGGGGGCUGGAGGAGAGUGAGGAGUUAGGGGCAUGA
Molecule: messenger RNA, 1323 nt
Organism: Eremomyces bilateralis CBS 781.70
Lineage: Eukaryota; Fungi; Ascomycota; Dothideomycetes; Eremomycetales; Eremomycetaceae
Exons: 8
Coding region: 1-1323 (440 amino acids)
Biological process (GO): exocytosis; maintenance of cell polarity; piecemeal microautophagy of the nucleus
Cellular component (GO): intracellular membrane-bounded organelle; membrane; cytosol
Molecular function (GO): sterol binding
Source: RefSeq, a predicted model, not a curated record